AUGAGAGCAGCGGGGGCAGCCACCUACGGGCCACAAGGACGAGGCAGAGAGCGGAGGAAGGAUUCGGCCGAGAUCGAGUGCUACAGAUGCCGUAAAAUGGGACAUGUGGCAAGGAAUUGUCCCAGCGCGUAUGAGGAGAGGCGACGGGACCGCAGGAGCGACGCGCCAUGCCGAGGGGGACAGCGGGACUCCAUGGCAGCAGCGACGGGGGGAGAGCAGCAACGAGGAGCCACAGACCGCUGGGAGCGCUGGGCUCGACCCGACAGGAGCGCCAGUGACCAAGAAAGACCCUGCCCCUGGAGCGCCUACAGAGAAGCAGCAGAUGAUGGAGACGAGGACUACUAUGAAGACCACAGUGUCAGUAAGGGCUUCACUAGUCUUCGAAGAGGAUGUUGGACUGUAUACAGCACCACCAAGGAUCGGUGUACAUCCCCAGAGCCACCAGAUCGAACCCACGCGUGCAGCAGGUGGAGGUACAUCACCCACUCGCCAGACCCCUGUUGCAGGGGAUGA
Messenger RNA from Knipowitschia caucasica, 513 nucleotides. NCBI's taxonomy places the organism in Eukaryota, Metazoa, Chordata, Actinopteri, Gobiiformes, Gobiidae. The record is from the annotation of a GenBank genome assembly.